Messenger RNA from Eutrema salsugineum, 1664 nucleotides. RefSeq names its product stearoyl-[acyl-carrier-protein] 9-desaturase 5, chloroplastic. Gene Ontology annotation, cellular component: chloroplast stroma. Gene Ontology annotation, biological process: fatty acid biosynthetic process. Lineage: Eukaryota; Viridiplantae; Streptophyta; Magnoliopsida; Brassicales; Brassicaceae. The record is from RefSeq and is a predicted model, not a curated record. The transcript has 4 exons. Bases 170 to 1369 code for a protein of 399 amino acids. Gene Ontology annotation, molecular function: stearoyl-[ACP] desaturase activity.
UUUCUUCAACUUUCCCGUCCUUUUGCUUUCUUCUUCCCUCCUUAAAUUAAAAUCACGUACAAUUCACUCUGUUAUCAUCGAAAACUCCUAAUCUCAGUUUUCGUUUUCUUCCUCAAUCUUUUCUACAUUGUUUUUCUUUUGAUUUGUUAAGAAGGAACAAGGGAAAACAAUGGCUACGGCUAUGGAUCGGAUCGCUUUUUUCUCUUCCUCGUCCGUUCAUCAACUUUCUUAUCAUUCUCGUUAUCGUGGCUCCAGAUCUUCCAGAGUUUUCAUGGCUUCCGCUAUCCGUCCCUCCUCUAUAGAGGCUACGAAUGGAAGGAAACCGUAUAUCCCUCCUCGAGAGGUGCAUGUUCAAGUGAAAUAUUCAAUGCCACCACAAAAGCUGGAGAUCUUCAAGUCAUUAGAAGGAUGGGCUGAUGAGAACUUGUUGCCUUACCUUAAACCUGUUGAGAAGUCGUGGCAGCCAACUGAUUUCCUGCCUGAAGCUGAGUCAGAAGGAUUCUUUGAGCAAGUGAAGGAGUUAAGAGAAAGGUGCAAGGAGCUUUCUGAUGACUACUUCGUAGUGCUUGUUGGUGAUAUGAUCACAGAGGAAGCACUUCCCACUUAUCAGACCAUGAUUAAUACCUUGGACGGUGUUAGGGAUGAGACAGGAGCAAGUCCUACCCCUUGGGCGGUAUGGACGAGGGCGUGGACUGCAGAAGAGAAUAGGCAUGGAGAUCUUCUUAACAAGUAUCUUUACUUGUCUGGAAGAGUAGACAUGAAGCAGAUUGAAAAGACAAUUCAAUACCUGAUUGGUUCUGGAAUGGAUCCAAAAACUGAAAACAAUCCUUACCUGGGUUUCAUCUACACGUCUUUUCAAGAAAGAGCUACCUUCAUCUCCCAUGGAAACACUGCCAGGCUGGCAAAGGAGCUUGGGGACUCGAAACUCGCGCAGAUUUGCGGCACCAUUGCUGCUGAUGAGAAGCGCCAUGAAACUGCUUACACCAAGAUUGUAGAAAAGCUCUUUGAGAUUGAUCCUGACACCACCAUCGUGGGAUUUGCUGACAUGAUGAAGAAAAAGAUCUCGAUGCCUGCCCAUCUGAUGUGCGAUGGUCGUGAUGAUAAUCUGUUUGAACACUUCUCGUCCGUGGCACAGAGGCUUGGUGUCUACACUGCCAGGGACUAUGCUGAUAUACUGGAAUUUCUUGUGAAGCGAUGGAAUGUGGAGAACUUGGCAGGCCUUUCUGGUCAGGGACACAUGGCACAGGACUAUCUCUGUGGAUUACCUGCUAGGAUCCGAAAAAUUGAAGAGAGGGCUCAAAGGAGAGGCAAAGAAGCUGCAAGAAACAUACCUUUCAGCUGGAUUUUCGGUCGAGAGAUAAGGGCUUAAAGGAGAUGCAAUCUCUUUACCAACACCAUGACUGAGGAGGUAUUGGAACAUGUGUAGAUAAAGUAUGUGUCUUGAUCACCUUAAAAUGAAUUACUCCGAAGAAUUUACUUUAUUUUUUAUUUAUUUGUGGUUCUCUCUAUUUGUUGUAGUUAUUAUUGUAUCCCAGUUCUCUAAUGUUUUUCCUCUCUCUCUAUUCUAAUAAUUUGUAAACCCUUUCUACUUUCAGAUUUGUUUCCUUUGUGUUUUACAUAGAAAAAAGGACAUGAUGUUUUGAAAUCUCAACUUUCCUCAUAAA